AUGACUAGGAAUAAGAAACUUAAGGACGAGACAGCAGCAGCCGUUCAACUAAUAACCGAGCAAAGAGGAAGAUUCAAAGAAGAUAAUUUCCUUCGCAAGGUGAAAGAAAUGUUUCUUGAGGAGGAGAAACAACGCAUACCAAUCGCACAAGGGCUCCCAUUGACGACUGAAUAUCCUCAGUGCUUGGUCAGGCCAUUUGUAAAGGAAUCAACUGAGCCUGUUGAUCUUGUUCUUCAUACUGAUGUUCGUGCAGUAGAACGUGCUGAAUUUGAUCUCCAAAUUGCUGAAAAAAUGAGCCUCAUGGAGCAAAUAAAAUUGGAAAGAGAGAGACUACAAAAGUUGGAAGAAGAAGAGGAGAUCCGAAGACUGAGAAAAGAGCUUGUGCCCAAAGCUCAGCCUAUGCCUUACUUCGAUCGCCCCUUCAUUCCAAAGAGGUCAAGGAAACCUCAGACGAUGCCGAAGGAACCAAGGCUUCAAAUUGGCCAAAAAAAGAAAUGUGUAAGGGAGAAAAGGAAGCCAAUAUAUGCUCAACAAACAGCAGAAUAAGUGUGAGUUCCAGUGAAUGCUUGGAAAACUUCACUUCUCUAGUGUAUUUAUUAUUGAUUUAGCA
Asparagus officinalis (garden asparagus) is the source of this 610-nucleotide messenger RNA. RefSeq names its product protein TPX2-like. The transcript has 7 exons. Gene Ontology annotation, cellular component: nuclear microtubule; mitotic spindle. Gene Ontology annotation, molecular function: microtubule binding; protein kinase activator activity. The coding region runs from base 1 to 546 and encodes 181 amino acids. NCBI's taxonomy places the organism in Eukaryota, Viridiplantae, Streptophyta, Magnoliopsida, Asparagales, Asparagaceae. The record is from RefSeq and is a predicted model, not a curated record. Gene Ontology annotation, biological process: activation of protein kinase activity; mitotic spindle assembly; regulation of mitotic spindle organization.